Agrilus planipennis (emerald ash borer) is the source of this 860-nucleotide messenger RNA. Its product is annotated as beta-ureidopropionase-like. Gene Ontology annotation, molecular function: beta-ureidopropionase activity. The transcript has 2 exons. The record is from RefSeq and is a predicted model, not a curated record. Bases 429 to 860 code for a protein of 143 amino acids. NCBI's taxonomy places the organism in Eukaryota, Metazoa, Arthropoda, Insecta, Coleoptera, Buprestidae.
UUCUUAUAUAAAAGCACACACGUAUUAAUUAGUAUAAUAAUCGGUAUAAAUUUAUGAUGGUAGAUAAAGUUGAACGAGUUUGCGUUUUAAUUUACAGUGGCGUUAUAUAUCAGUUAAUAUAAUUAAAAAAAUUGUUAAACAAAAGCAUCUUUAUCGCAAAUAUUAAAUUACUUAUAACUAACACAUUGUUUUGACAACAAACAAACCAGCACCACAUUAAUUCGCCAUUAUCAUAGUUUAUCGUUACCAUUAGUUAUUUUUGAUGAAGGGUCAUCACGUUGCUUCAAAACAAGUUUAAUAAAUAUUCAAUCCAUAUUACGCUUCGAGAUUAGUGUUUGUAAUAGCAAGCAUUUGAAGAAAUCUUAAGCUGAAAAUAAUUGACAAUCUAGAAUCGAAAAAAAGAAAAUCUACCAAGGGAAAAAGAAGAAAUGGCUGAAAAGAAUCAGUUAUCAAGUAUCGAUGAUAUUUUUGCCAAAUUGAGUAUCGAAGAUCAGCAGCAAGUUAGACACUUGCUGUAUGGAAGAAAUUACGAAUCCCUAGUGUUACCAAAGGAUGUGGUAGAAAAAGCGAAAGAACAAAAUUUUGAACUAGCAAGUUACAAAAUUCUUAAUAAACCUGAACAAGUGCGAAAACCUAGGAUUGUUAGACUAGCUGCUUUACAAACAACCCUUCCAUUGCCUACAACUACCCCCAUCGUAGAACUGAGAGCAGCCAUCCACAAAAAGGCUGCUCAAGCACUCGAUAUUGCAUCUAAAGCAAAUGUAAACAUUGUUUGUUUUCAAGAAUUAUGGAGUAAGUUUUUUAUUUAUCCAAUNUUUGAAAUGUACACAUAUAUUGUUAAUAAAUCUUUUUUAUGUUAA